UCCCCGCCACGAAAAGUUGUUAGUCACUUUUUACAGUGGAGCUGGGAGAGGUGGAAGAAGGUCGAUUUUUAGAAGACCUUGAACACUGAAACGAGACAGUAGAUCAGAAUGACCAAAGUGGAGCGGAAAGGUACUGCGCUCAGGAGGUCCUCUGCAGAAGACCAAGUCAAUGGGUCCAUGGUCAGUAUGUUGACUCACUCCUUCAGUUCCAGCGCAGUCCCUGACCUCAUGAAGGCCAAGAGUUCUGUACAGUUUUCCAGAGAGAACAGUUUCAGGAGGACCACUGAAACAGAAGUCUUUGAUGAUGGAACCAACACAUUUUUCUGGAGGGCCCACACAGUGACAGUGCUGUUCAUCCUGACCUGUGCGCUGGGGUAUGUGACACUGUUGGAAGAAACGCCUCAGGACACUGCGUACAACACCAAGAGAGGGAUUGUUGCCAGCAUCUUGGUGUUCUUGUGCUUUGGAGUAACGCAAGCUAAAGACGGACCUUUCUCAAGGCCCCAUCCAGCUUACUGGAGAUUCUGGCUGUGCGUCAGCGUGGUGUAUGAGCUCUUCCUCAUCUUCAUCCUCUUUCAGACUGUGCACGAUGGCAGACAGUUUAUGAAGUUUAUUGACCCCAAGUUGGGUGUACCACUGCCUGAGAAGGGUUAUGGAGGAAACUGCCUUCUCUACGACCCCGGGGACAAAACAGACCCUUUUCACAAUAUCUGGGACAAGAUGGAUGGCUUUGUUCCAGCACAUUUUAUUGGCUGGUACAUAAAGACUCUGGUGAUCCGUGAUUGGUGGAUGUGUAUGAUCAUUAGCGUCAUGUUCGAGUUCCUGGAAUACAGCCUGGAGCAUCAACUGCCAAACUUCAGCGAGUGUUGGUGGGACCAUUGGUUGAUGGACGUGGUUUUCUGCAAUGGCUUUGGGAUUUACUGUGGCAUGAAGACCCUGAAGUGGCUCUCAAUGAAGACCUAUCAGUGGCAGGGACUGUGGAACAUUCCAACAUACAAGGGAAAAAUCAAGAGAAUUGCAUUCCAGUUUACACCCUACAGCUGGGUGAAGUUCGAGUGGAAACCAGCCUCCAAUCUGCGCAGGUGGCUGGCUGUGUGUGGCAUCAUAUUUGUGUUCUUGCUGGCAGAGCUGAACACAUUCUACCUGAAGUUUGUGCUGUGGAUGCCCCCGGAGCACUGUCUGGUGUUGCUUCGUUUAGUUUUCUUUGUCAACGUGGGAGGAGUGGCCAUGCGAGAGAUUUACGACUUCAUGGACGAUCCGAAAUUCUAUAAGAAGUUGGGACAGCAGGCCUGGAUGGUGGCAGCCAUCACAGUGACAGAGUUUUUGAUUGUGGUGAAGUACGACCCCAACACCCUCAUGCUGCCCCUCCCCUUCCACGUCACCCAGUGCUGGAUUCUGGGAAUCCUUGUCACCCUCACCUGGACUAUAUGGAGGUUCUUUAUCCGGGACAUCACGCUGCGAUACAAGGAGACGCGGCGGCAGAAGCAGGAGAGCAUGAGUGAGCAAGAGAUACCUCUGAGCAACGGCAGUGAGAAUCCUGCAGCGAGAAUCCGGCAGAACAGAGAGGGGGUGCGACACAGGAAAUCCUGAGGAGCAGGGCAGUCUGGCUUUCACUCUUACUACUACUGAUACCUUCAAAAAGGAUUUAAAAAAUUAUAUUCAAGACGUUUUCCCAUUUGACUCCAGCAGAAUGAAUCCUAAAUAUUUUGUUAAAAAUCUAAAUGGCUGCUGUAUCCCAUGUACAGUAUAGCACAAAAUGACUAGUGGUACAUCUCUGAGACACUGCAGCACACAGUGUUUUUGUUCAUGGUGUUUUUUAAAAUCUUUGUUAACCUGCUAAUUUCACUCCCCUACAUUUUGAACAUUUACAACCAUAGAGAGGUCAAUGGAAGAGCAGCCCUCUCCUCCAUGAUCCGCAUCUUU
Messenger RNA from Polyodon spathula (Mississippi paddlefish), 1923 nucleotides. Its product is annotated as phosphatidylserine synthase 2-like. The coding region runs from base 109 to 1590 and encodes 493 amino acids. The record is from RefSeq and is a predicted model, not a curated record. NCBI's taxonomy places the organism in Eukaryota, Metazoa, Chordata, Actinopteri, Acipenseriformes, Polyodontidae. The transcript has 13 exons. Gene Ontology annotation, biological process: phosphatidylserine biosynthetic process. Gene Ontology annotation, molecular function: L-serine-phosphatidylethanolamine phosphatidyltransferase activity.